AUGGCUGCAACUCUCCUGAGACUUGAGUCCCACUUUGGGAAGUGCUGUCUCUCUGCCAUGUUUCUGGUGGAAAGCGUACAGCCCCCAGGCCUGCCAGGCACAUACGUUAUAAGGCUGAGCAGGAUGGAGACUACAGAGAAGGGCACUUCAGCAGAACCUCAGGGGAACAACAGCCUGAAGACCGCCCGACAUCCCAUCGUAGGACAGGCCGAGGCCGCCACUAACGGCGGCGCGGACCAGCACGGACACUUGAAACCUGUCACUGGCAAAGCCCGUCCCGCUGGACCCGCGGCAGAACCCCACGCCGCCUGCCCCACCGGCUCGCUUAAAACCCCGCAGCUCCCCCGCCGCGGAAGGGCGGGAAGGGGGCGCUCCCGCCCCGCCGCCACAGCUGAGGAGCAGCCGGGCUCCGCGCCCGCCGGCGGACGAGCUGCGCCCUGCGAGGGCGGGGUGUGUGUGUGUGUGUGUGUGAAGCCGCCGGCUUCGGGGCGCCGCCCGGCUCGGGCACGGUGCGGGCGCUCCCGAGGGGACAGGCUUGUCACGAGCUUGUCACGCACCUGCCCCACACCCGCGGGCGGGGCGGGACUUGCCUGCCGAGAGCCGCCUCCGCCUCAGGUGGCGAGCGCACAACGCUGCCCCCAACAGCCGCCGGUGCGGCCGCCACGCGCGAGGUGGCCCCGCGCUCUCACAUCCCGCGUGCGCCCAGCGCGAGGCACCCAAAGCUCCCCCCCAAUCCCGCCCACCGGCCCGGCUCGUCUCUCCACCCGCGGCCACGUGAUCCCGCCUCACAUGGGCAAGAUGGCGGCGCCCAGGGCUGUCAACGUGCUGCGGAGCGGAGGUUCUAUGACUGGCCAUGUAAUCUUUUCUUCGUGCAAUCAUAUCUACCUGCACAGGCAGUCAAGCAAUCAACAGCGAAGAUGCUUCUUUUUUCAGGGACAAAGAAAUACUGCUUACAGUAUAGUUUGGCCAGCCACGGUUUCUCCAGCUCACCCGGUUCCUAAGCACAUAAAGAAGCCAGACUAUGUGACGACAGGCAUUAUACCAGACUGGGGAGACGACAUAGAAAUUAAGAAUGAAGAUCAGAUUCAAGGACUUCGUCAAGCUUGUCAAUUGGCCCGUCGUGUCCUGCUUCUGGCUGGAAAGGGCUUAAAGGUUGGCAUGACAACUGAAGAAAUAGAUUCCAUUGUUCAUCAUGAAAUAAUCAGACAGAAUGCCUAUCCUUCACCUCUGGGCUAUGGAGGUUUUCCAAAAUCCGUUUGUACUUCUGUAAACAACGUGGUAUGUCAUGGUAUUCCUGACAGUCGACCUCUUCAGGAUGGAGAUAUUAUCAACAUUGAUGUCACAGUGUAUUACAAUGGCUACCAUGGUGACACUUCUGAAACCUUUUUGGUGGGCAAUGUGGAUAAAUCUGGUCAAAAGUUAGUGGAGGUUGCCAGGAAAUGUAGAGAUGAAGCAAUUGCAGCUUGCAGACCAGGGGCUCCCUUCUCUGUAAUUGGAAACACAAUCAGCUUCGUGGCGCGGCGGGGCGGCUUCCAGGUCUGCCCCUCCUUCGUCGGCCACGGCAUCGGGUCGUACUUCCACGGGCACCCCGAGGUGUGGCACUACGCCAAUGACAGUGAUUUGUUAAUGGAAGAAGGAAUGGCAUUCACAAUAGAGCCAAUAAUAAUGGAAGGAUCCCCCGAAUUUAAGAUUCUGAAGGAUAAAUGGACUGCAAUUUCUGUAGACAAUAAAAGAUCAGCACAGUUUGAACAUACCAUUGUGAUUACUUCAGAGGGAGCAGAAAUCCUCUCUAAACUGGUGGAAGAAGCCUAAAGAUGGAGCAGGGAGCGGAGGAACUCGCUGUGCUUCUGGGAUUUCCAGUUUCACUCGGGACAGAGAGGUUUCUGUAAUUUCUGUGGGGAGUGGGUGCUGCAUAAGUUGCUGCAGGGGACAGAAAAAGCAGCUUGAGGGGUUGGCUCUGGACAUCGUUCUUUCUUGUGUGUCACCUGGUGAGUAUUUAAUAAAAGUCCCUUGGCUUGUUUGUGACCUUGGAAGCAGGCAUGCACAGCCUGCAAGUGCAAAGAGUUUGGGUUAUUUGGGGUGAGGGGCAGAGAGUGGGUCCUCUCGCUUCCAAAUCCUAUGUGGGACAAACACGUGUCGGAUGAUAUGGCCUGAGUGCAGCUGAGAAGACAGAGGAACGUAGUAUUUUCUCUUUAGAGCUGAGCUAUAGAGUCAAUUUGUCUUCACUGCGAUUAGCACAGUGCUGUUUCCCAGGCUGUAACUUCUGCUAGGAUGGAAAAAAGUUUCCCGAGGGUGGCAGGCAGAGGCAGCAGCCUCUUCCCCCGCAGCCAAGGCAGCAGCUCUCCUCCUUCCUGCCUCUACUAAUUUCUCUUUGCACAGCACAAAAAGUGAUUAAAAAUGAGAUGCGAAGCGCGCUUAUCUCGAGAUCAAUAAUUGCCCUCCUUGAAGAAUUAGCCGGUUUGGGGUAAUCACCGCUCUGCGGUGCCCACGUUAGUUAAGGGAGAGGCACUUUGCAAUUUAAGCGUUUAACAGAAACGGCGGAGUUUGUGGUCUGGAGGAUGAGCCCCGGCUCCUGCCCGGAGUUUGGAGCUGAUGGUCCUCAUGCCCCGCGCUGGCUGCGGUCCCGUCCCGGGCCUGCCCGGGUGGAGGCUUUGAUUUGCAAUUAGCCGGUUGCUGACCGCUCCAUCGGGCCGGACGUGCCUGGCCUUGGUACUUGGAGGCUACCAAAGCAGGACCCGGUCCUGUGAAAUGCGGGGUAGCCUUGGAGAUAAGCAAGUGACAUCCAGAAGUGUCCCAGACCCGCGGCAGCAGCGGUGCGGUUUUGGUACAAAUAACUUGCCCUUAAUUGUAGACAGAUGCGGUCCUGUGCCGAGGGCUGGCCGGUUGCGCUUGCAGGCGACCGGGGCUGCCCAGCACCGGCUCCCUCAAUGGUUCAGGGCAGAAGUAAGCUACUUUCUUACAGGUUUACUCUGCUGUUUGUUUUCACUCAAGUACAGCGAGCUGUCAGCUUGAGUAGUUUCUAACAGCAUCUUUUCAAAGAGCAGAACCCCCCCCCAGAACACGGCUGAUACCGUGCGGCAGCCGCUCAGCUCUGUCCUCCCCUAGACGAGCUUGGAAGGCCUUAAAACAAACGAUGCAGCCAACAAGUUUACAAAUGCACAGAGGUUAAUCAGAGCGCUGCGGCCGCGGGAGGCGAGGGACACCCGGCACCGCCCGGAGGGGGGGGAUAUAUUUUGUUUCCCAACACCGCGCUGCCCCCUCCGAGGGGCGCUGAGGGCAGCUGGGGGUCCCAGGCGGCUUGGCAGCGCCGGGAGCCCCUGGAUGGCACCGCAGGUGCUAAGCGCGAGAGAUGGGAGCAGAGAACGGCUUCUCCCCAUCCCCUGCCCCUCCGCGUCCCGUCCCGCGCUUACCGCGGCGUGGGGUGAGGCGGGAACGGGACAGCCCGGAGCAGGGAAUGCCCCCGCAGCCCGGUGUAAGGGGGCUGCUGGUAGUCGCUGUUUGCUGUGAAGUCCCCCCCCGGUAACUCUGAUGGGACUGCGGGUUUUACCGGCCGCUGCGGAGCGGUGGCGGCCAGGUGCUGGUGUUGAUGGCGCACGUUUGUAAUCCUAAUUAUGAACGAGACUAAAGAGGUGCCUCGGCUGUGAGGGGACAGCCAACGCCUCGCACAAGCCCUUCACGCAGGCGAUCUGGCGGGGCAAGCACGAUGAGAGACCCGACGGGGCGAUCGCCCCCGCGGGGUCGGGGAGGCCGCGGCCCCUCCGCGCCGGUCGAAGCCGCGCUGCCCGGGGCGGGCGUUGCACGGAGGGCCGGCGGCGGCCCUGCUCCGGAGGACGGGUGCGAGCAGAGCCGCGCCGUCCAGUCCGCGGCGUUUUGGCGGGGCCGGCGGGACUGUGGUUUGCCCCGGGACUGCCUGCGCCCGGCUGACCGGAGGAGGUGGCGGCAGACCCGGCGAGCACGGAGCAGCCUUCCCUCCCCGCAGCCGCCGGGCUCGAGGCUGGCGAAGGUGCCGGAGCUACCGAGGCGCCCCGUCCCCUCCUCGGACAAACGCGCAG
This is a messenger RNA of Grus americana (Whooping crane), 4052 nucleotides long. It is a transcript of the gene METAP1D, whose product is annotated as methionyl aminopeptidase type 1D, mitochondrial. The coding region runs from base 1 to 1812 and encodes 603 amino acids. The transcript has 10 exons. Gene Ontology annotation, biological process: proteolysis. Gene Ontology annotation, molecular function: metalloaminopeptidase activity. NCBI's taxonomy places the organism in Eukaryota, Metazoa, Chordata, Aves, Gruiformes, Gruidae. The record is from RefSeq and is a predicted model, not a curated record.